AUGAUGCGACUGAAAACGGAGAAUGAGAAGGGGGAAAGUGGCCUCCGCAAAAAGGAAGCAGCAGCGAUUGAAGGGACAAUAGGUGUUCGAAUGGGAAGAGGAGAGAAGGCGGCGGGGUGGAAAACCAGGGCGUCGGCGCGAGAGAGGGGAGUAGGCAUGGGCGGCGGGAAUGAGAACGACAUCGACGCAGCGACAGGUGGGAGAGGAGAGGUCGAUGGGGCGAGCGAUGGGGAGGGGAAGCGAGGGCGACGGGCGGGGGAAAGCGAGGUCGACGGGCGGAGGAAGAGGGGGCGACGGGCGGCGGGGCGGCGAGGGCGACGGGCGAGGCGAGGGCGAGCGGCGCUGACGUGGAGGCGGCUGUUCGUAGCUGCACUAGCGUGGGAGGGCGGCUACUUUCUGCUCACGAACGUGUUCGACCAGAAGCAGACGAGCGGCGCGUCGUUGACGGAGGCUGACGUGGCUCGCAUGCUGGCGCUGCAGGAGGAAUUCACCGCCAUGCGCUCUCACCGCUACCCCUGCCACACCGGGCUGCUGGGCAGGGUGGCGAUGACAGGGGGAUACCGGCUGCUGUGUGAGCCGGUCAAGUCACGCGCCAUCAGAGGCAUGGGGCGCCUGCACCUGGAUGGCAGCAAGGACGAGGAGCAGCCCGAGGAGUGGGACAGGCAGUUCGCUGCAGGGGUCAAGGUCAUAGCGUUGAUAGGGGUGCCACAGGGCGUGCUUCAGAUAGCCGCCUGCACGCCGGUAUGUCUCCAGUGCCCCACUGUGCGGUAUCUUGCCAAUCAUACGCCUCCCAUUCAGUCACGUCCCCACAUCACACUCCUCCCCUCUGGUUUCGUUCCUGGUAAGGCCAUGGGGGAGAGAGGGAAGGAUGUGUGCGGUGGUGGUGGUGAUGACGAGGCUGCUGAGGAGGGCACAGGGGAGUGGCGGCCGGGGGAGAAUGUGGGGGAUAGUAAUGAUGGAGGGGGGUGUGUGUGGGGUAUGGAGGGAGGGAGGGGGGCGUGUGAGGGAGGGGCAGGGCAGGACGUGUAUGAGUUGUCGUCGGGGCCAGGAGGGACGGAUAUGUCGGUGUGUGGAGGGGAAGGUGACGCCGGGGAAGGAGGUGCUGCCAGUGGUGACACUGGUGGUGGUGGUUCUACCAACGGUGGUGCUAUUGGUUAUGGACAACUGCUGCCGCCUGGACUCACCCUCAUCGCCACGUCCCCACCUCAUGCCGCUUCCCCAGGCUCCCCGUCCGUGGCAGCACCCAACGCACACACCCCUCCAUUCAGUGCCAGUAACCACAUCAGUAACACCAACCACUUAAGCAACGGUCAGCAGCAGCAUCAGCACCAGCAGCACACGGGCGUGCACGCGACGGUGUCAGCAGACAAGCCCCCCUCCCACCGCCGGUCAAGGUCGCUCGCCCAGCAGCGCCGCCACACCUUCUCCAGCGCCGACCGCGCCGCCCUCGCCCGCCAGCUCUCCCCCUCCCGCGCCCUUCUAGGGGGCGGAUUCCGCCUGGGGGGGGCGCUGGGAGGAGGCGGAGUAGGGGAUGGGGGAGUGGGCGGGGGAGGCGGGGUAGGAGUGGGAGGCGGAACGGGGGCAGGAGGUGGAGUGGGAGGGGGUAUGGGUGCAUCUGGUCACAGCCAUCCGUCUGCUGCUCUGAGCAGAAUGGUAUCAAGUCCUCUAUUCAAACGGAGCCUCAGUUGCACGAGUCCCAUCCAGGGCAUGACCCGAGCAGCAGCCGCCCAUGCUGCUGCCCACAUGCGCCGCCACUCCUUCUCCACCUCGCCCUCCUCCUCCCCCUCCUCUUCCGCCAACACCACCUCUGCUGCCAGGGCGCUGCAUAGAGUGGCGUCUCCCACUACUAGCUCUGGCGGGGGGGCCAUGGGGGGAAACAUGGGGGGAGGGAGGCAUGGGGGUUUCUCAAGCCGGCAUGUGUCGAGUCUCUCGAAUCCAGAGUUUCUGUCUGAGUUUCUGAAUUUGUGCCCGUUUGGUGGGUCGCCGAGGGGGGUGGGCGCGGGGCGAGGGAGGGAGAUGGCAGGAGGGGGAAUAGGAGGGGGUAUGGGAGGGGGAAUGGGAGGGGGUAUGGGAGGGGGGAUAGGGGGGACAAGGUUGGGAGCAGGGAUGGAAGGAGGGGGGGCAUCUGCAGGGGCAGGGGGGACGCUAACAGGCGAUGCAGCAAUGCAAGCGAACCAGGGAGGGGUUGAAGGAGAGAGGGGAGGAGAGGGACGAGGAGAUGGGUGGGGAGAUGGAGGGGGCGGAGAAGGGGGUGUGGGAUUGGGAGGGGAGGUGGGAGGGGUGGAUGAGAUGGAAUGGCUACUGCAGGAGAUGAUAAUGAUGCAUGGGAGUGCUAGUGGUGCUGCCGCCAUCCUUGACGGCAAUCCUGUCACGGAUGCUGGUACCGCUGAUGGCACUGGUAUCGCAGCUAAUGCAUAUGCUGCUGCUCUUGACGCGUGUGGCUUGGCUGAUGGGGACGCUUGCUUGGAUGUAGACAUGGGGAUGGGGAUGAGUGAGGGCAUGGAGAUGGGCAUGGGUAUGGGAGGAAGAGGGGAUGGGGAGGAGCAGGGUGGUGCAUUGAUGGGUGGAGAGAGGUGGGGAGGUAUGGAUAUCAUGGAUGGUGCAGGUGGAAUUGAUGGGAUUGGUGGGAUGGGGGGCAUGGGUGCGGCGGAAGAAAUGGGUGUUGGUGCAGACGGGAUGGGGGAACGAGGAAGGGGUGGUGCUGGUGCUGCUGAUACUGUAGAUGGUGCUGCUGGUGCUGGUGCUGGUGCCAGUGGUGGUGCUGGUGGUGCUGGUGCGGUCACAGUUCCCCUCCCCCGCCCCGCCUCCCGUUUCUUCCCCAAAUCCGCCUCUCUGCCUGGAAACCUCCCCCGUCCCCCCCCACCUGCUGCUGCUGCUGGUAGCGGCGGUGGUGGUGGUGGUGGGGCUGGGGGGGAACGGAUUGCUGCUAGUCCACUAGGUGUACAGGGCGGACUAGACGUGCUUAUAGAGGGCGGUGCAGCCAGCGAUUUUCAAAUGACUGCUCCUGACGGCGUGGGAGGGUUGAUGGGGACAGGGAUUGGGAUGGGAGGAGAGGAGGAGUUGGGAGAGGAGUGGGCCAUGUUCCUAGAUGGGAUGGAUGCACCACCAAUACUGGAUGAUUUGGAUGAGGUGAUGGGCUCCACUAUUGCAUGA
This is a messenger RNA of Closterium sp. NIES-65, 3153 nucleotides long. The record is from the annotation of a GenBank genome assembly. NCBI's taxonomy places the organism in Eukaryota, Viridiplantae, Streptophyta, Zygnematophyceae, Desmidiales, Closteriaceae.